Molecule: messenger RNA, 395 nt
Organism: Rosa chinensis
Lineage: Eukaryota; Viridiplantae; Streptophyta; Magnoliopsida; Rosales; Rosaceae
Product: heavy metal-associated isoprenylated plant protein 47
Exons: 3
Coding region: 87-332 (81 amino acids)
Source: RefSeq, a predicted model, not a curated record
UAUCAUAGGAUUGAUAUUCUCAAAACACCAAAUCAGUUACAUUUUUCAGAAUACGCUUUUUAUUGGGUCAUUGGGUGGCCUACAAUAUGAUGCAAAGAAUUGUGAUUGAGGUGCAGAUGAGAAGCCGAAAACGUCGUGCCAAGGCCAUGAAGAUAGCUGCUGUCGCUGAUGGUGUCAAUUCAGUGGCUUUCAAUGAGGAAAACAGAGAUCAAAUCGUAGUGAUUGGACAUGGAGUUGAUCCAGUUGGCUUAGCCCUCUCUUUGAGGAAGAAGGUUGGCCAUGCUACCUUGUUGAAUGUGGAAGAACUAGUGGAACAAGCGGAAGAUGAAUAAGAAAUUAAUAAGCAAACAAAAGGAAAAUAGAAGUAAUAACCAUGCAUGCAAACUACAUGUACG